AUGCCUGCAACACAAAGCCAAAUCUUCUACCACUGUGCUUGGGAGAUUGGCAGCUUCGCAGCAGUAGCAGCAGGAGCUCUGAACACAAGCUUCACAGCAACAACCACAACAGUCCAGCACCCCACCCAGCUCCUCAUCAACCUUUCCACCUGGAUCUCCCCAGAGACUGUUGUUCUGUCAGGGGCCUCCUCAAAAACUGAACAUCCUGCACCAGUUCCUGUUCCCAGGGUGAGGGUGGCCAAGGCCCAGCCUCAGAUUCAGCCCCUGAAGGUGGCUGCAUGCCCUCUGCAGCCCCAGUCAUCAAGAGAGAUCGCUGGGAGUCCUGCACAGCCCCAGCGUCCUAUGCAACCUGGGAGUCCAGUGCCACCUGAGAAUCCUGUGUAUCCUGUGCAUCCAGAGCAGCCUGAGCAUCCGGGGUGUCCUGUGCAACUUAGGAAUCAUGAGAAUCCUGUGUAUUCUGAGCCUGAGCUAAACCUGCCGCUGCCUCAGUUGUCAGAGGAGACAGCUCAGCACCCUGCAGAGCAGUCUGAGUCUUCUGAGUCCCCUGCACAGCCUCAGCCAGUGCUGCAAGAGACUGCUGGGCAGCUCCAGCGUCCUGUGUGUCCAGAGCCCAAUCCAGUUGGUCCUACUGAGCCUGAACCUGAGCUCAAGGGUCCCAAACUGCCUGAGUCCAAGGGUCUCAGCUUCCAAUGUCGAUCUCCAGCAAAGCCACCGCAGGUGUCCCAUCACCUACUCUGA
Molecule: messenger RNA, 738 nt
Organism: Archocentrus centrarchus (flier cichlid)
Lineage: Eukaryota; Metazoa; Chordata; Actinopteri; Cichliformes; Cichlidae
Product: mediator of DNA damage checkpoint protein 1-like
Exons: 3
Coding region: 1-738 (245 amino acids)
Source: RefSeq, a predicted model, not a curated record